Molecule: messenger RNA, 618 nt
Organism: Episyrphus balteatus (marmalade hoverfly)
Lineage: Eukaryota; Metazoa; Arthropoda; Insecta; Diptera; Syrphidae
Product: pickpocket protein 28-like
Exons: 2
Coding region: 1-618 (205 amino acids)
Biological process (GO): sodium ion transmembrane transport
Cellular component (GO): membrane
Molecular function (GO): ligand-gated sodium channel activity
Source: RefSeq, a predicted model, not a curated record
AUGUCGAAUAUAGCUCCAAAAUUAGAUGACACUUUGUAUGCAUGCUAUUGGAAAGAAAAUUCAGUUAAUUAUUGUGGACUUGUGUUUGAUCCUGUUUUAACAGAAGAAGGAAUUUGUUUCUCAUUCAAUUCAUUAAAAUCUGAACAUUAUCGGAAUGAAUUUAAAAAUUCCCGUCAAAAUGUUUCCUUCGAUGACAACUUUGACAAACCUGAUCGAAAAAUAGAAUGGGAUCUUGAAAAUGGUUACAAUGAAGAAGCUCUUUAUUCUUUGGAAGCGUUCCCUUUUCAUGCAGUUGGAUCAGGAAUUACGGAAAGCCUUAGACUUUAUCUAAAAGAUAAUUAUGAUGACGAAGAUAGACAAUGUAGAGCUCCAUUUCAGCGUUUCAAAUUAACUGUUCAAACUCCAGGAGAAGAACCUCAAGUAUCAAAGAAUUUUAUUGAUCUUCCUUUUGAUCAUAUAGUUUCGUUAACAAUCAAGUCUCAAAUUAUGACAAUUUCUGAAGGAUUGCGACAUUAUUCCCCAGAAAGGCGUCAAUGCUACUAUCAAAAUGAACGGUAUUUGAGGUAUUUUACAAAAUAUACUCAAGCCAAUUGUGAAUUGGAAUGUCUGGCAAACUAA